CGCAGCGGGUCGGCCCGGGCCGGGCGGCCGGCGGCGCAGGGCAGGAUGGUGGACACCGAGAGCCCGAUCUGCUCCCUCUUCCCCCUCGAGGCCGACGACCUGGAGAGCCCGCUCUCGGAAGAGUUCCUGCAGGAAAUGGGCAGCAUCCAGGACAUGUCCCAGUCCCUCGGGGAGGACAGCUCCGGAAGCUUCAGCUUCACCGACUACCAGUACUUAGGCAGCGGCCCCGGGUCCGAGGGCUCCGUCAUCACGGACACGCUUUCCCCGGCUUCGAGCCCCUCGUCGGUGUCUUACCCUGUGGUCCCCGGCAGCGCCGAGGAGGCCUCCAGCACAGCACUCAACAUCGAAUGCAGAAUCUGUGGGGACAAAGCCUCGGGCUACCAUUACGGGGUUCACGCGUGUGAAGGCUGCAAGCAUGACCGUAAGAAGGACACGUGCCGACACCUGCGGCUCCCAGGGCAGCGCAUCUACGAGGCCUACUUGCGGAACUUCAACAUGAACAAGGCCAAGGCCCGGGGCUUUCUGGCCGGCAAGGCCGCCAACAACCCGCCCUCUCUCUCUCCUUUGGGGACAGAUCGCCCGGGCCUCCUGCACGUGGGACAGAUCGAGAAGAUGCAGGAGGGCAUUGUGCACGUGCUCCGGCUGCACCUGCAGGGCAACCACCCCGACGCCGCCUUCCUCUUCCCCAAGCUCCUGCAGAAGAUGGCGGACCUGCGGCAGCUGGUCACGGAGCACGCGCAGCUGGUGCAGGUCAUCAAGAGGACCGAGGCGGACGCCGCGCUGCACCCGCUGCUGCAGGAGAUCUACCGCGACAUGUACUGAGGCCCCGAGCGCAGGAGGAGCUGCUCCACAGCGCUGCAGAGAGGGGAGCGAGGC
Messenger RNA from Myotis lucifugus (little brown bat), 876 nucleotides. It is a transcript of the gene PPARA, whose product is annotated as peroxisome proliferator activated receptor alpha. The record is from RefSeq and is a predicted model, not a curated record. Gene Ontology annotation, biological process: negative regulation of transcription by RNA polymerase II; negative regulation of inflammatory response; cell differentiation. Bases 46 to 822 code for a protein of 258 amino acids. Lineage: Eukaryota; Metazoa; Chordata; Mammalia; Chiroptera; Vespertilionidae. Gene Ontology annotation, cellular component: nucleus. The transcript has 5 exons. Gene Ontology annotation, molecular function: RNA polymerase II cis-regulatory region sequence-specific DNA binding; nuclear receptor activity; zinc ion binding.